Messenger RNA from Juglans microcarpa x Juglans regia, 2784 nucleotides. RefSeq lists its product as uncharacterized. The coding region runs from base 1 to 2784 and encodes 927 amino acids. The transcript is spliced from 3 exons. The record is from RefSeq and is a predicted model, not a curated record. NCBI's taxonomy places the organism in Eukaryota, Viridiplantae, Streptophyta, Magnoliopsida, Fagales, Juglandaceae.
AUGACUUUACAACAAUGGCUUCAAGAACAUGUCAAGGUUGGUGCUGUGGAUGUAAAUGACUAUGCAGCUCACAUUAAUAAAUGUAUCAAUAAUAUCCGGAAGCUCGCCAUUGCCUUUGUUCACUUCUUAUAUCACUCUUUCGCAAAGAGUCAUCAGUCAAAAUGUGAAGUAGAUUAUUUAUGUGGUAUUAUGCCCCUCGUAGAUAACUAUGGAAAUCUAAUCAGGCAAAGGAAAGGGGUUCUGGUCCCUGCCAACCGAAGCAAAUGGGCGGGAUUGACUGGUUCAAAUCCAUGGAGAGGUGAAAGCCAUGUUGAGUUAGGAGAAGAAUACUUGCGCCGGGAUUUUUUUGCAGGUGAAUCUUGUUUUGGAGAACAGCUCUUGGAGUUCCUUAAAAUGCAUGUUGCUACUUCUGAUAUCCCUCAUAUAACUCCUCCCAAUGUCGCAAUUCCUGUUGUUUCUGCACCUCUCAUCAAACAAAACGCGUUCUUGCUUGUGGAUUGGAUUCAAAACCUGAAAUGUAGGAGAACUCACAUUCCAAAGAGAUUCUUGGCAAGCAUAAAGGAAGGUAGCUGGCUAAAGAUUACUACCAAUUGCUGCUUGGAUUACAAGCCACCAUCUCAUUCAUUCAUGCUUACUUCUUCAUUGGGAAACAUUUUGCAGAACGGAUCUGUGCUUGCUGAUAUUCCAUUGAUUGAUCAAAGUUUCUAUGGUGAUCAAAUAAAAAAAUAUGAAGAGAAGCUAAAGACAAUUGGCGUCAUGUUUAAGUAUGGAGAAGCAUGUGAAUUUAUUGGGAAGCAUCUCAUGUCUCUUGUUGAUUCCUCCACUUUAACUAGAAGCCAGGUACUCUUUGUUUUGAAUUUCGUCAAGUUUCUGAGGGAAAAUUAUCUUGCACCGGAAAAAUUCAUCAAUACUAUCAAAGAAAGAAGAUGGCUAAGGACAACUAGAGGUGACAUGUCUCCAGUUGGAUAUGUUUUGUUUGAUCAUAAAUGGGAAGUUGCAUCUCAAAUCAGUAACAUCCCCUUCAUCGACACAGGUUACUUUGGGGAUGAAAUCCUUUCUUAUAAAGAGGAACUCAGGUCCCUUGGUGUGUUAAUUGGCUUCAAUGGAAGUUACAAGUUUGUUGUAGGCAAUUUAAAAUCACCUUUAUCCUUCUUUUUUCUGACAGUUGAGGCUGUUAUAUUGAUACUGGAAUGUAUGUGUCAUUCAGGACAAUCCAACAAACUCAUCAAGACAUUGAGUGGUGUAAAAUGCUUCAAGACAAAUAUUGGUUACAUGUCUCUAGGAGAAUGUUUCUUGUUUGACUCUCAGUGGGCUUGCAUCCUACACGUUUUCAGCGGUUUCCCACUCAUUGAUCACGAUUUCUAUGGAGGCAGCAUCUUCUUGCAGUACAGAACCGAGUUGCGAUCUCCAAGCAAUUGCAUUCUGUAUGGUCCAGAUUGGCAUUCAAUUGCCCCAAUUACUCUGCUCCCUUUCGUAGACGACAGUGACAAUUAUUAUGGCAAGAAAAUUCAUGAAUACAAGAAAGAGCUAAAAAGUAUAGGGGUUGUCACAGAAUUCAAAGGUGGCGUAAAGUUUAUUGCUGAUGGUCUUUUUUUCCCACAGGACCUUUACGUCAUAACUCCUGCAAAUGCGGUUGCCAUUCUAGAAUGCAUCCACAUUUUAUUGCAUGAUCAUGGGAGUUACAAAUUUCCAGACACUUUCUGCAAAAGAAUCUCUCAAAAAUGGUUGAAGACGAAUGAUGGUUAUAGGCCUCCAGAUCAGUGCUUGUUGAUCGAUUCUACGUGGGACUAUCAUUUGAAGCAUACGGAUGGACCUUUUCUUGAUGAAGGUUUGUAUGGUUCUAACAUUAGAUCAUACAAAAAUGAGCUUAAUCAUAUUCAUGUUACCGUGGAUGUAAUGAAAGGAUGCCCAUUGAUUGCCAGGCACCUUGAUUUCCAUCAUGAGUUUUCCACUAUCGUUCAAAUUUAUAACUACUUGAGUGAAUUUAAUUGGGAGUCGAACACUGAAGCAGCCAAAAGGAUUUGGAUCCCAAAUGGAACUGAGAAUGGAAAGUGGGUCAGCCCCGAAGAGUGUGUUUUGCAUGACAAGGAUGAUCUCUUUAGUUCGCGCCUGCAACUUUGGAAGGUUUGGGAAAGUUCAAGACCCCAAGUGUCACAUGAAGACUAUUUGAAGUUCUGGGUCUAUGUUUCUAAGCACUGGAGUGGAAAGACUGAGAGAACUCUCACUGCUAUGUUGGAGAAAUUGGAGAAAUUACCAGUUGCUUCAGAUUCAUAUGGAAUUUUGUUGUCCGACAAGCAUGAUGUUUUCGUUGAUGAUGAUCUUCUGCUGAAGGAUCUUUUUGAACAGGUUUCUCCACAACCCAUAUUUGUCUGGUAUCCUCAGCGAAGAUCGCCUUCAUUACCUAGGACAAAGCUGCUUGAAAUGUACAGGAAAAUGGGGGUCCGGACCAUAUCUGAAUUGGUAAAGAAGGAAGAAACAUCAAUGGUGGAUGUUGCUCAACUCAAUCAGGUGAAUCCAAAAGAUAAUUUGAUUAAGAAAGGGUUGGUUAGGCUCAUCCUCGAUUUUCUAGCAGAUCCUGUGUUGAAGAUCAAAGUAGAGAGGCGACAUGAAGCUAUUAAAGGGCUUCUGAAUAUGACUUUCCUAGAGAUAGUCGAACCCAUCGCUGUAAAGUAUACUUUAUCACUUUCUUCAGAGGAAAUCGUGAAAUUGAAAGUGAGCCGGAUGAUACGUUGGGAUAGAGAGGCCUCAAAGUUAUUUGCACAAAAGUUGGGCAGAUCCAGUUGA